This is a messenger RNA of Sclerotinia sclerotiorum 1980 UF-70, 336 nucleotides long. RefSeq lists its product with no specific name. The transcript has a single exon. Lineage: Eukaryota; Fungi; Ascomycota; Leotiomycetes; Helotiales; Sclerotiniaceae. The record is from RefSeq and is a predicted model, not a curated record. Bases 1 to 336 code for a protein of 111 amino acids.
AUGUCAUCCAAUGAAUUUUUCUUUGAAAAGAUUUGUUGCACAUCGACAUAUCUUCGGUCCCGAAAGCUCAUCUCACAUCUCGCGAGGCGGGCCGUCAGAUGCGAGAUGAUUGGUCGCUUAUCACGACGGCGUCGUUGGAUCUUUCUACAUUCGAUAUUAAAAACUAGCACGAAAGAGCUGAACACAGAUAAUGCCUCAAAGAGUAUAUUCGGUCCCGAGGAUUGCGAGGAUGCGAGUGGGAUGUUUUUGGUCGAUGAUGAUUACAUAUUGCAAUUUACAAUGCAGAAUGAUCCGAAACGGUAUGCUUGUGCCACAUUCCGGGAACUCGGUACUUAA